AUGUCGUCUUCAAGUUUUAUUUCUUCUUUAUCCUUAUAUGAAGAAAAUAUUGGAAGCCUUGUUAAAUUAUGUUUAUCGAAAGAUAGAGAACGUGUUGAUAUACAUGGAGGUCGUAAAGCAGCAUUGCAAUAUUUGUUACAUAUUCAAUCAGUUGGAUUCGAUUUAUCAUCUUAUAUCAGUUUAAAAGAUUUUGAAAAAUUGAAAGAAGAAAUAAAUAAAUUAAAAGAGUUGGAUUUUUAUAAAAAGAAAUUCGAUGAACGUCGAGAUGAUACAUAUGAACCAUAUUGGGAGUUAACGAGUCAUUCAAAUAAUAUUCAUCCAAUCGCUAAAAAUGCUCGGCAGAUAAUAAAUAAAUAUGGUCAUUUUCCACUUGAACAAUUAAAAGUAUAUUUUAAUGCAAAACAAAUUGAUAAUAUUCCUUCACCAAAAGGACAUUUCGAAUCAUAUGCUUCGUUUGAUGAUGAUGCAAGAAAUAAUAUGCGUAAAUAUCCUAUUGCACAGCGUCAAAAUAAAGGUCAAAUUAAUACAAAACAAGGAAGAAUUGAAAAAGCUGUUUUUGAUAUUCCAUCUGGAAAACAAAUUAUCGUUUUAGACUUUGCCGAUGAAAGAAUGCCUGGCGGUCUUUUUCUUUAUGGUGCUUCGACACAAGAGGAAACAAUUUGUUAUAAUUCAAAUGCAUACGGUGCUCUGCUUGAUUUUAAAUAUAAACGUUUUGACGGAGGUUUCAUGAUUCCAGAAUAUGGUUGUUUAUAUAUUAAAAAUGUUCAAUUUUUCAAACCGAUACAACAUACAGAACAACGGACAGUUGACAUUGUGGCUGUUGCUUGUUACGAUUUGACAAGAGAACAUGGUUUAUAUGAAGUACCAAGUUCUUCCGAAAGGAUUGAAGCUAAUACUCAAAAAAAAUUAGAAACUGUAAUUGCUUCUGCACAAGCGAAUACUGAAGAAAAUGGAAGUGAUACUUAUCUUAUUAUAGGUCCUGUUGGAUGCGGAGCAUUUCAAAAUCCUAUUCAAACUAUUGUAAAAUUAUGGGCAAAGAUUUUAUCACAACCACUAAAUAAUAGUCUUAAUACUCAACAACGUCAUGCUUUUGAACAUAUUUGGUUUCUUAGUGGAAAAACUGACAAAUUGAUAACUUUUGAAAAAGCUUGUGAAGAAGCUUUCGGUUGUGAUAUUGUUCAAAGAUUGUAG
Rotaria sordida is the source of this 1191-nucleotide messenger RNA. The record is from the annotation of a GenBank genome assembly. Lineage: Eukaryota; Metazoa; Rotifera; Eurotatoria; Philodinida; Philodinidae.